Molecule: messenger RNA, 756 nt
Organism: Alternaria atra
Lineage: Eukaryota; Fungi; Ascomycota; Dothideomycetes; Pleosporales; Pleosporaceae
Exons: 3
Coding region: 1-756 (251 amino acids)
Biological process (GO): polysaccharide catabolic process
Molecular function (GO): cellulase activity
Source: RefSeq, a predicted model, not a curated record
AUGCUAUUCCCCGCUUCCACCCUUUUCCUUCUCUCUUCAACAGCGUUCGCCGCACCGACCGAUCUCUUCUCCCGUGCUACUGCUCAAUGCGGCCAAUACCAAUCCCAAUCCCAAGGUCCAUACACGCUUUACACCAACGUCUGGGGCUGGUCCUCUGGAACUGGAUCUCAAUGUUCACAGAUUGACAGCCUGAGCGGCACCACUCUAGCUUACUCAACAACUUGGUCGUGGUCUGGCACACCCAACCAGGUGAAGAGCUACACGAAUGUUGAGACGACUUUCACCAAGAAGCAGCUCAGUGCUUAUACGAGUAUACCAACGACGUGGAAGUGGGGCUACACAGGAACUAACUUAAGGGUUAAUGUGGCGUACGACACUUUUCUUGGUGCAUCAGCCAGUGGCUCCAACCUCUUUGAAGGCAUGGUCUGGCUCGGUGUCUUUGGUGGUGUAUCGCCUUUGUCCUCAAACGGCUAUCCGUUCACACCCAUCGCUACCGUGACUAUUGGCGGCACAAUUUUCGACCUCGCAUACGGUCUCAACGGUUCGGUCAAGGUGUACAGCUUUGUGGCUCGCGGUGGUGCGGCGACGAACUUUAGUGCUGACUUGAACCUCUUCUUCAAGUACUUGUUGGCCAACUACGCGAGCAAUGGGUUUACGAAUAGCUUGUACUUGCAGACUGUGCAGGCGGGGACAGAGGUGUUUACUGGGAGUAAUGCGAAAUUGACUACGACUGCGUACUCUAUCGCUAUCAAUUAA